AUGUUUGCUUUUUUAUGUUCUCUCAGAAGCGAUAAUUCGCGAGGAAUUCAGCACAAAAAACGCGAUGUGAUACGACAUGUUCCGAACAAUCUAAUAAAUCAGGAGCUAAAACAGCGACUAAGUAGGACUUCUGUAUGCACCUCCGAUGUGGAUAUAGAUCGAAUUGUGAAGGAGAGCAAAACCACGACAAUUACAGAAACACGAGAAACAAUUCAUUUUCGGCCACGAGAGAGUACCGACAAGGAAGAUGUUUGUUCAUCUUCAGUAGAGAUCCCAGUGCGAAAGCGGCUUUCCAUACUUGAUUCCACUUUUGAUGAGAGGAGGGCUAGACAAACUUCCCCAAAUACGUCGACCUAUCGAAAAUCCAGUGCAACUCGCUCUGGUGCCAAAACACCGCCUUCAGUGAUGAUACGGACAAAGCCUUCUGCGAGUCGAGAUGACAAUGACGACUUAGCAGCGGAUUACGCAAAUUUGGAGAAGGAGCUUCAGGAUAUUAACGAAAGAAACAAAGAGCUUAAGAAGAGGUUCUUUGAAGAAAAGACGGAAACACCAAUUAUGGGUCGUUCGUCGCCACUGCCAUCGAUGUCUUCCCGAAUUCAAGAAUGGGACUCAAUGAGUAUCAGAGCUCGUGAGAGGAGGAAGUGCACGUUCGCAGGGCCCAAGCAAGAAGUCAUGCCCGAGGUAGGUAAACUAAUAGAACUUCUAGAGAGUGAAUUAGUUGUAACAGCAAAAUCUAGGAAGCCUUCCAAGGAACAACACAAGACUUCUUCUUCUUCUACCGGCAAACAGAAUGGCAGCUCUCACAACAUUGUCAAAUAA
Molecule: messenger RNA, 819 nt
Organism: Cylicocyclus nassatus
Lineage: Eukaryota; Metazoa; Nematoda; Chromadorea; Rhabditida; Strongylidae
Source: the annotation of a GenBank genome assembly